Trifolium pratense (red clover) is the source of this 1303-nucleotide messenger RNA. RefSeq lists its product as uncharacterized. NCBI's taxonomy places the organism in Eukaryota, Viridiplantae, Streptophyta, Magnoliopsida, Fabales, Fabaceae. The coding region runs from base 150 to 983 and encodes 277 amino acids. The record is from RefSeq and is a predicted model, not a curated record. The transcript is spliced from 4 exons.
UAUUUCGUUACAUCCAAACAAACAGUACAAAAGUUAACGAAAAACGGAUAGCGACUGAAAACGAUACAUAGAAAUGGAAAGAACGUGAACCUAAUCUCAAAGUGUACCUCACAAUUUCUGCUGAAAACCCUAAAUAAUCAAUCAUCAUCAUGUCUCAUCGAGACUCCGAUUCCAAGCGUCGUCAUUCUAAAUUCGAUCGUGAACCAAGCCCUAAGAGAUAUAGAAGAGAUGGAAAACAAGAUAGAGAAAAAGAGAGAGUGAUCAAUAAUGAUGGAGGAGACAAUAAUCAUGUGGAUCGGGAACAUCAUUCUAAGCGUGAACCACCAAGAUCUCGUUCUUAUUAUCAGCAUGAUGAACGGGACAGUACUGUGCAGGUUGGUCGAAGCGCUGGUCAAAGAGAAACUGAUGGCAAAGUCAAUACUCAAAGUAAAGAGAGUAAUCAGAGGGUGGAGACAAAUCAAAGUAGAGAUCAAAGAGAUGAGAAAUCACUGAAAAAACUAGAUGGUAAUUUUCAGAGAAGAGAGAGUUUUUCAGAAAGGAAAGACGAUCCAACACCUGUGAGGAAAAGGCCAGCAUUUAGGGAGAAGAAGAUUACAGUGGAUUCAGGAGAGGCUAACCCGGCUGCGACAGUGGCAGUAAAGUCAAGCCAUACUGACUAUCCUCCAAGGAAUGAAAGGAAGGAGGAAAGAAGUAGCAACCCUAACCAUCUGGAUAGACCUGAGAAGAAAAUUGCAGAGGACAGGGCACCCAACAACAGAGAAGCUAGGAGGGAUGGCUUUUCAUCAAGAGUAAGGUAUGGGGGAAAUGGAGGCAAUAGUAACUACAGAGGAAGAGAUAAAUUUAAUGGAAGACAAGAUUAUCAUCCGGUUAAGACUCAAACAGAGAAGUGGAAACAUGAUUUGUAUCAAGAGGUUAACAAGGGUCCUACUGCAAAGAAUGAGGAUGAUCAGAUUGCAAAGCUGGAAGCACUCUUGGCUUCAUAAUUUCAAACUGUAGAUAGAAUUUGGUAAGCUUGUUUUCAGAUAUCGUUAUUUCAACAAGUGGCAUGUGGGACAUUUUCCAGAGGUUACCAAUUUUCAUGAAUUCUUUAUAUCUCCGGUUCACAUGUUUUAGUUGUAAGGCAUGUGUUGCACUUAAGCUGCCAAAUCACUCACUAUGAUAUCAAGUCAUUGCUAAAUUCAGCAUAGCUAUUGAGCCUGUUGAGCGCAAGCUGUCAAUUUUUGCAAACCGUUUACAUUAUGCUUAAAACUGUUUACAUUUUUGGUAUAUGGAGAAUUUCUAUAGUAAUGACUGUUUAUUCCUA